Messenger RNA from Grus americana (Whooping crane), 4367 nucleotides. RefSeq names its product activating transcription factor 6 (gene ATF6). The transcript has 16 exons. NCBI's taxonomy places the organism in Eukaryota, Metazoa, Chordata, Aves, Gruiformes, Gruidae. Gene Ontology annotation, molecular function: DNA-binding transcription factor activity, RNA polymerase II-specific; RNA polymerase II cis-regulatory region sequence-specific DNA binding. Gene Ontology annotation, cellular component: nucleus. The coding region runs from base 33 to 2039 and encodes 668 amino acids. The record is from RefSeq and is a predicted model, not a curated record. Gene Ontology annotation, biological process: regulation of transcription by RNA polymerase II; endoplasmic reticulum unfolded protein response.
GAGACGUGGGCGUCGGGAGGAAGGCGGAAGCGAUGGCGGCGGCGGAGGCCGAGUGGGAGCCGGCGGGGCUGCUGCCGGCCCCGGGGGGCGGCCUCGACUGGGAGGCGGUGCUGGGCGAGGAGCUGAGCGAGCUGCUGAGCGCCGCGGAGCCGCGGCGGGCCCCGACGGACGAGCCCGACGAAAAUGAUCUCUAUAACUUUCAUUUUGAUUUGGAUUUGAUGUCUUGGGACUCGGAUCUUUGGAAUAUUACAGGCCAUGCUUAUACAGAUGCAAGCGUGAAGACAGAACCCUUAUCACCAGCCACUUCAAAUUGUUCGGUCCCUUCUCCGUUGUCUGUGGACUCUCCAGUGCAGAAUGUGCCUGACGAUGUGGACUUCAGCUGUAGCUCCCAGAUGUCUCCCAUCUCUCUCUACAGCAAGAGCUGCAGAAGCCCUGCAUCCCCUGAAGGAGAUGGAGGGAAGAAGCCUGCUGUCAGCGUCACUUCUCGGUCUGCAAAUAAUUCUGCGAGGACCCUGAAGAGGUGUGGUCAGGCCGUGCCCAGGCCUUCAAUACAACCCAAACCUCUUUUGCCUGCUGUACCUGAGGCUCAGGCUAACGUUGGCAUCCCAGCUAAAACCAUCAUUAUUCAGACUCUUCCCACACUUGUGCCACUGCCAAAGCAUCAGCCAGUUGUUAACAUCCAGCCAGCACCCCCUAAAGGUCAAUCGGUGGUGCUCCCCCAGCCUGCUGUGGUACAGCUCCAGGCUUCUGGGGUGCUUCCUGCCUCCCAGCCAGUCAUUGCUGUCACUGGAGGGACCACGCAGCUUCACAAUCAUACGGUGAACGCAUUGUCUCCAGCUGCUGGAAAUGGCUCAACAAGCGGCAAAAUACCAGUGACUAAGCCCUUGCUUCAAAGCACCACACCAGCGAUGGGGCUGGAUGUCAAUGUCUUGAGAAGGCAGCAGCGCAUGAUCAAAAACCGGGAGUCAGCCUUUCAGUCACGGAAGAAAAAGAAAGAGUACAUGUUGGGACUGGAAGCAAGGCUGGAGGCGGCCUUACUGGAGAAUGAGAAACUCAAGAAAGAAAACAACACGCUGAAGAGGCAACUGGAUGAAGUGGUAUUAGAGAACCAGAAGCUCAAAGUAUCAUCGCCAAAGAGAAGGACCCUGUGUGUGAUGGUGAUACUGGCUUUCAUCAUGUUGAAUUAUGGUCCACUGAGUGUAUUCGAAAAGGAUCCCAAUGGAGUUGAUUCCACUGCGAGUUCCAGCCACCGGACCAGAAAUCUUCUGGAGUUCUCAGCUAGCCAGGAGUCCAGCACAGCUCAGAAAAUAUCUGGGGACAUCAUUCCUGAGAAGAGUAAUAGGUAUGAUCAUUCUGUAUCUGAUAACAAAGCACUGAUGAUAGUCUCAGAAGAACCACUGUUAUAUAUUUCACCACCACCACCCCCCUGUCAGCCCCUGAUCAACCGGACAGAGUCGCUGAGGCUGAAUCACGAACUUCGAGGAUGGGUUCAUAGACACGAAGUGGAACGAACAAGAUCUAGAAGGUUGUCAAAUAACCAACAGCAGAAAGCACGGGUUAUGCAGAGUUCCCUCAGUGAGAAAACAGAUUCCCAGCUAAUGGCCAUGCCUUACACAGACACCAGCCUCAGCAGGAACUCAGGGAAUGAGCUGCAAGUGUAUUACGCCUCUCCAAGGAGCUAUCAAGAUUUUUUUGAAGCUAUUCGCAGAAGGGAAGAUACAUUCUACGUGGUGUCAUUUCGCAGAGACCACCUGUUAUUGCCAGCCACCACACAUAACAAGACCAGAAGACCAAAGAUGUCUAUAGUGUUGCCAGCUGUAAACAUCAAUGAGAAUGUGAUCAAUGGGCAGGACUAUGAGGUGAUGAUGCAGAUAGACUGCGAAGUGAUGGACACCAGGAUCCUCCACAUCAAAAGUUCAUCUGUCCCGCCAUACCUCCGAGAGCAGCGCAGAAAUCACACUGACACCUUCUACAGCGCGUCCCCCUCCGUCCCCGAGAUGCCCCAUGCCCUGAGGGCUAUUGUCAAAUCCCUGCGGUAGCUCCUGCAGCUAGCAGCAUGGCCCGCGCACCCAGCAUGCAGCAGGUCCUGCUGCCAGACCGAGCCCCUUUGCCGGCAGGUCCCUGGGGCUCCUGUCACGUCGACACGGCAAGGGCAGACCCCACACAGCCCAUUCCUGUGCCUGACCCUACCCAAUGGCCGCAUCCUGCCCAGGGAUUAUGUGGCUCAGCCAGCACCUGGCUGGGGACAGACCUGGGGGAUCCACACAGCGUGUGAUGCCCAGUGCCAGGGGUGCAGGUGAUGCACGCUGCCACAGUCCUGGUGUUGGCAUCAGCAGCCGGUGCCUGGGGCUGGCACCGGAGGGGCAUGGGCCACCCUUGCUACUUAUGCACUGUCCAAAAUUGGGUGGGGUGGGGGUUUUAUUGUUGGGUUUUUUUUUUUUUUUUUUUUUUUUUUUUGUCCCUGUUAAACCAUCUCCUGAGGUGUUGGGGUCCUGCCCAGAGACACCUCUGUGGAAGCCUGUGCUCAGGGUGGCAGGAGGAAGCAGUGUCCGGCUCUGAGGUGCAGGUGCAGGGAGAGCCGCAGCCUUGCACUCCACACUGGGCCUGCCACCGCAGCCCGGGCCCUACACCCCAGGAGCAGGAGCAUCCCUUCUCUGCCAAAGUGACUGUGCUGCGCCUGGCCGGACAGCCCUGCUCCUCAUCACCCCCAUGCACAUCCACACACCUGCCCCAAAUUCCUUCCCCACACGGCCUCCCUUGCCGGGAGGCAGUAGGCUGCUGCCCAAGGUUGCAGCGGUGCCGUGGGGCAGCCCAGCCCCAGCCCCCCCCAGCGUGGCGGUGGGACCCCACACUUACAGCCAAAGCACUACAAGCAGAACGACCCACACUGCCAUGAAGCGUGGCCCUGCUCCCGGGGGUCACCCUACCUGGGGGCGGGGGGGAGUCCCAUGGUUGGACCCCCAGGAGCAGGGUGCCUGGGUGGGACGGGGCCGGGCCACCCUCCCAGGCAGUGUUCACACCCACCCACCCCUCACACUGCUGCUGGCUUUCCCAGCCCACGCGGCUGCAUGGCAAAAGGCUGGGGCUUGGCCCAGGGGUGGAGAUUCAGUGCAGCACAUGCGUUUCUCAAGAUUGUACUGCUGGGUUUGUUUUUUUUCUCCUUUUUUUUUUCUCCUCUCCAUUUUUUUUGUUUGGAUUGAUUUUUUUUUUUUUUUUGUGAUAUUUAAUGCUUUUCACAGCUAACAGCCUACAGAGCAGCACUGGCCCUGUCAGGACAGAAGAGCUGCUUCAGUUCAGUGGGACACGGCCGCAGCACUAGCCUCCCAAAACACAGACAUACCCAUACAGAGACACGCACACGUAUGCACUCACACCCCUUCUCUGCCUUGCCAGCACUGACAGCCAGCCGUCACGCAGCAGGGGAGCAUGCCAUUUGCCCCGAGCACUGAGCUACUAGACAUGGCUCUUGCCGCAGUUGACUGCUGCUGUUACAAAGCCCACUGCAGAGCUCUGUUAACUGGUCCCAAGUUUGUCAGCCAAGCCCCAGGCCGGAGCUGGGCCGAGGGGCUCCAGCCCACGGUGCUCAGUGGUGCUCAGCUGGGACGAGACACCAGCAGAGCAUUGGCCUUUCGUAAUGACUUCAGCAUGUUACAUUUUUUUUUUUUCCCCCUUUGCAGUUAGCACAGGGGAUGAUGGGCUUCAGUUUGCCAGUCCGUCCUUGCUUUUCCUUCAUUGUCUGAACCGCUGACUGACUGAUGUGGGUUUUUAUUAUUGUUGUUAUUAUUAUUUGCGUGUGUGUGGCUGCUAGGAAAUAAAGGUUGAUCCUGCAGCAAGACAAACAGCUCGGGGGAGGCGAGGAGGAGGGUGAGGAGCAAUACACCCCUGUGAAGUAUGUGCCUUGCAACACUAUGGAAAAGCUUUGCCCUUUGCCACGUAGUCAGCGCAAGCUGCACAGGCCCCCCGUCCCCUCGGCGCUCGCGCUGCUGGGAAGCAGCCGGGCUCGGCGAGGGGUUUGGCUGCGCUCCUUGCACCAGUUCUGUUUUCCUGGCCCCGGCCCCACCUGACUGUGGGCCAGCUCACACAAUAGUCAAAAAUAAAAACCCCGGCAGUGCCCCAGCCGGAGGCACACAGCUUCCCCGAGCCCUGGGCUGCUCUGGCGGGGGGCGUUUGCUGCCGGGGAGGGGAGCUGGCGGUGGUGGCUGAGCUUCGCCCAGCCUGGCACGUUGGAAAGGGCGGCUGCUGGGGCCAGCUGCAGCACCGUGUCCUCAGCCAGCACCUGCGGGCUCUGGUGGUGGAGAGCACCUCUCAUCCUGUGUAGUUCUCUGUGUCCCUAGCACUGAAGGCAAUAAAGUGGUUCUUUUAUUUAU